This is a messenger RNA of Paramecium pentaurelia, 500 nucleotides long. The record is from the annotation of a GenBank genome assembly. NCBI's taxonomy places the organism in Eukaryota, Ciliophora, Oligohymenophorea, Peniculida, Parameciidae.
AAUGAAUACAAGAUAAAAGUUACUAUAAAAUAUUAGUUAUAUAGCAGGUGAUACAAGAAUCAAAUAAUAGAAUCAAAGUAAUUUAAGAAUAAGAUCAUAAAAGUCUAGAAAGGAGAAUGCUAGUUUCAUUGUUACAAAAUAAACAUAAUAACCUAAAGCUAAUAUCAAUCUCUAUUAAACCCAAAUACAUUCACCAAUAAAAAAUAGAAGCAUGAAUUAGAAUAAAGAAAACAAUAUAAAUUAUGCAUAUGUACCAUUAAAGAAUUCAGAUGAACUAAUUAUAAAUAGUGCAGAAUCACAUUCGCUUAAUUUAUCAUAUUCACCUUCAUCUAAAAAGAAGCCAUAACCAUCAUGUUUCGUAUUGCCUUCGAGAAGCAUUAAACCUAAAAUAAAAUUGACAAAAAAAGCUCUAGAAAUUAGAAGUAUAUAUUUGGAUAAACCAAAACCAAAACAGAAUAAUUUUAUUAACAUAAAGGGUACAUAAAAAAUAAUCAGGUGAG